Molecule: messenger RNA, 2537 nt
Organism: Orbicella faveolata
Lineage: Eukaryota; Metazoa; Cnidaria; Anthozoa; Scleractinia; Merulinidae
Product: septin-6-like
Molecular function (GO): GTP binding
Source: RefSeq, a predicted model, not a curated record
CUUUCAUUCUUCGGCACUUCAUUUCACAAAAUAUACAUCAACAGCUGCAGUAAGCUUUCUUUAGAUUUUUCAUACGAUAGAAAUGGCUUCGGCGGUUACAGAUUACUGCAGAACGCUCGGAGCGGAUGGGCGGCAGCUUCGUUUAGCAGGCCAUGUCGGCUUUGACAGUUUACCAGACCAGCUCGUCAAUAAAUCAGUGAAUAGAGGAUUUGCCUUCAAUAUUCUAUGCAUAGGGGAAACGGGAAUCGGAAAAUCAACGCUGAUGGAUUGUCUUUUCAAAACGACGUUUGAAGGUCUCCCGCAUUCUCAUCAGCUGCCAGGUGUUAAAGUAGAGCAUCACACAUAUGAUUUAAAUGAGAGUAAUGUGAAACUAAAGUUGACAAUUGUGGAUACUGUUGGUUAUGGAGACCAGAUCAACAAGGACGACAGUGCUAGUCCCAUUGUGGAGUACAUUGAUUCACAGUUUGACAAAUAUCUUCAGCAAGAACUCAAGAUAAGAAGAACGCUGAACUCUUAUAAUGACACUCGUGUACAUGUCUGCCUCUACUUCAUUUCUCCAACAGGCCACUCGUUAAAAUCACUGGAUCUUCUUUGUAUGAAGAAAUUGGACAAAAAGGUGAAUAUUGUUCCCAUCAUUGCCAAAGCUGACACCGUAGCAAAAAGUGAACUGAACCAGUUCAAAGAAAAGAUCAUGGAAGAACUUGCAAGUAAUGGAGUAGAAAUUUACCGAUUUCCCGUUGACGAUGAAACUGUUGCCGAAAUGAAUGCUAGCAUGAAUGAACAAAUUCCAUUUGCGGUGGUUGGCAGCCGUGAAGAAGCGAUCGUUAACAAAGUGAAGACAAGAGCUCGACAAUAUCCCUGGGGAACUGUAGAAGUUGAAAAUGAAAAUCACUGUGACUUUGUGAAGCUGAGGGAAAUGUUAGUGCGUACUAACAUGCAGGACUUGAUUGACAAGACUCACGCCGUGCACUACGAGCUAUACAGAAGGACCAAGCUGGAGGACAUGGGAUUCAGUGAUGGUGGCGGAGACAAACAGCCUCACAGUCUACAGGAGACGUACGAACUCAGACGACAAGAAUACAUGAAGAACAUUCAGGGCAGAGAGGAGCAGAUGAGGCAGAGCUUUGUCAACAAGGUCAAGGAGAAGGAAGCGGAAUUGAAACAAGCCGAACAGGAACUCCAUGCAAAGUUUGAACAUUUGAAGAAGACACAAGUAGACGAGAAAAAGAAGCUGGAGGAAAAACGAAGGAUGCUGGACGAAGAAAUCAACUUAUUUAACAAGAAAAGAGCCGCUGCCCUGGCCGCACAGGCUCAAGCUCAGCAAGCCACCGCCCAAGUCGCCAAGGAAUCAAUGAAGGGAAAGAAGAAAUAAAGACACGUAGAAUAUUAACAAAUUAUUAACUUAAUUCUAGUAAUACAGUCUAACCUCGUUAACUGGGGCAAAAAAUGGGGAAUGUCAGUUGCUGUAUAAUAGAGGUAGAGUUCAUGUUAAUUUUUCCCUCUCUCAUAAGAGUGAGCCUCCACUGAAUGUGGUAUCCAAAAGAAGUAUGACUUUGUACUAACUCGUUCGCUAAAAGAAAUCAGAACACGGAGCGAUUUCAACAUAAAAAAUCUGUUUUUACAGCGUUCAGGGUCUUUUUAUAACGGGAGCUUUUUUCCCCGCUACCUAGACUCGUUCCCAGGGUCUUGAGCAAGAGAGGGACAGAAAGGAAGAAAGAUCCUGGGUACUAUUUUUUUUCCUCGACCUCCUAGUUACCAGGUCCUUUUUUUAUCUUUUCCUUCAGCGGGGCGCCAAGGGUGAAUCUUGAUCGUUUACAGUUAUUAUAACAAUGAACACCACAAUCAAACUUUCCUUUUAUCUUUACUUCGUUUUACAGUGCUAUCUUAAUUUAUAACAUUUCAUAGCUUGCCGACUGUUUAUAUACUAGCUAUUUAAAGAGGUGCUCAUGGUGCCAGCUGUGUUUUACCCAGCAGGCAACUUUAUUACAAUAACAUUCAAAUAUUAUAUUCCUGAACUUGAUCAAUAAACACUACAGCCGUUUCAAUUCCACAAGCUUAAAUUAAUCCUACCAAUUUUCAACACCAAUUUGUUAUCCUAAGGAAAAUUAUGUUGCACUUUGUAAUUUGAGUACAUCUACAAUUUACUACCGUCGUAAAAAAUGUCCCGAAAAAUUACACCCACCUAAAUUUAAGCCUCAAUCGUAAUCAGCCUCUUAUUUGUCAUUAUAAGAUCAACACGUAAUCUAGCUUAUAGGUCGGGACACUGAAAGAAUUGACCACCUUAUUGUAAUCUCCCAAAUAGUAAUGUAAGAAGAAUUUUUUGUUGAUACUAAGUGAUUUUACCAAACCCGUACAACAAAAGUUAAUUUUCACUAGCAAUUUGAGAUCACCCAAAAAUUGGUGGAGAACAACCCUAUCGGAAUGGAAUCAGUUCUAUUGAUUUUGUACAAUCUCUCGGCUAGAAAAUGUAACCAUUACUAGUUGUUUUAUCGUAAUGCAAAAGUCCAUUGAAUUAAUAAAUACAAACACGGUCCUUA